Salvelinus namaycush (lake trout) is the source of this 1908-nucleotide messenger RNA. It is a transcript of the gene kbtbd13, whose product is annotated as kelch repeat and BTB (POZ) domain containing 13. The transcript has a single exon. NCBI's taxonomy places the organism in Eukaryota, Metazoa, Chordata, Actinopteri, Salmoniformes, Salmonidae. The coding region runs from base 1 to 1908 and encodes 635 amino acids. Gene Ontology annotation, molecular function: protein binding. The record is from RefSeq and is a predicted model, not a curated record.
AUGGAGCCAAGCAGCUGCCCUGGCUCAGGGGCCGACAGUGACAAGCCUGCCCUCGGCAAGCCUUUGGACUCAGGGAUGGACAGUGACAAGCCUGCCCUCGGCAAGCCUUUGGACUCAGGGACCGACAGUGACAAGCCUGCCCUCGGCAAGCCUUUGGACUCAGGGACCGACAGUGACAAGCCUGCCCUCGGCAAGCCUUUGGACUCAGGGACCGACAGUGACAAGCCUGCCCUCGGCAAGCCUUUGGACUCAGGGAUGGACAGUGACAAGCCUGCCCUCGGCAAGCCUUUGGACUCAGGGACCGACAGUGACAAGCCUGCCCUCGGCAAGCCUUUGGACUCAGGGAUGGACAGUGACAAGCCUGCCCUCGGCAAGCCUUUGGACUCAGGGAUGGACAGUGACAAGCCUGCCCUCGGCAAGCCUUUGGACUCAGGGAUGGACAGUGACAAGCCUGCCCUCGGCAAGCCUUUGGACUCAGGGAUGGACAGCCUGAAAGUGAGAGUUGACGGGAGCGUUUUUGUGGUGAACAAAGCCCUACUCGAGCAGCACUGUGAGUACUUCCGAGCCCUCUUCCAGUCGGGAAUGCGGGAAUGCCAACAGGAUGAGGUCCAUCUGCAAGGGCUGAGCGCUCGGGGAUUUGUGUUGGCGCUCCGGGUCCUGGACGGGGAUCGCCCCAUCCUGGGUGGUGACGAAAUCGUGGAAGCCAUAGAGUGUGCCACCUUUCUACAGGUGGAGUCUGUGACAAAGCACCUGACCAAUAUCAUCAACUCAGAGAACUGCUUGUUGAUGUACCACACGGCCGCGACCUACGGUUUAUGGGAUCUGUCCCAUCAAACUGCUUUAUUCAUUAAAGACAUGUACUCGGACCUGAAGGAGGAUGUUGUGCGCACCUUACCAGAAGACCUAGUGGAGUACGUUGAGUCUCUCAUCCCCAGUCGGUACGUCACAGUCUGCAGCCACUCUCCUACCGUCGAGCAGCUCCAGGACUGUCAGAGGACGGUCUGCUACCUGGAUGACGAAGAUAGAGAAUGGAAGGUGCUGAGUCACCUACCCUUAAACACAAGCACCACUAUGGCAGGUGUGACCGUGCUAGACAACAAGCUGUACAUUAUAGGAGGCGUCCACGACGUCAGCAAGAAAGUCGUGGACUCUGGCUUCUGCUACGACCCAGAGAGUGACUCCUGGUCCACUAUUUCGAGUCCCCAGCAGCCACGCUACAACUUUACGUUAGUGGGCCACGAAGGCUGCCUCUACGCCAUCGGUGGGGAGUUCGACCGUAAGUCCAUGGCGUUGGUGGAGAAGUACAGUGUCUCCACGGCCACCUGGCGCUUCGCCGCUAAUCUCCCCUGCAGAGCCGCCAACGUGGCCUCCACCAAAGCCAUGAGCCGCAUCUUCAUCUGCCUCUGGAAACCCAAAGGCGUUACGGAGAUCCACGAGUACGUCCCUGAGAGGGACCAAUGGGUCCUGGUCACCACGCUAGUCUGUGACCAGAGCUAUGGCCACUGCAUGGUGGGCCACAGGGACAAUUUGUAUGUCAUGCGCAACGGGCCCUGCGAAGACUUCCUGAUGUGCGUGAUGGACUGUUACAACCUGACUACGGGUCAGUGGACAGCCUUGCCGGGGCAAUACGCAAACAGUAAAGGAGCCCUGUUCACAUCGGUAAUAAGAGGAGACUCAGUGUUCACCCUCAACCGCAUGAGGACGACGGAGUUCGCUGUGGAGGAGUACAGAUGGAAAAUCAAGAGAGAGACCAAGGGCUUCGGGCGAAUCGGCUCCAUGUACACGUUUCUCAUGAGACUGCCCACGACCAAGACUGUGGGAAACACUGAGGUGUUGACAGACGGGCUGGAGUUUGGGAAUCGGAUCGACUACAGACGCAGAGACUCUCUGCUACAAUGCUUUGACUGA